GCCAACAGCGCACCGACGAAACAAACAACGCUUCGCCCCCUCAAGACUAUCAUCAAAAUGGGCUCGACAAGACUCUACACCAAAGGCCGCAUCCUUGGCCACAAGCGUGCCAAGCGCAACACCCGCCCCAACACCUCCCUUCUUCAGCUUGAGGGUGUCGCCAACAAGGAGGACGCUCAGUUCUACCUCGGCAAGCGCGUCGCAUAUGUGUACAAGGCGAAGCGGGCAGUAGAGGGCUCAAAAAUCCGGGUGAUCUGGGGUCGUGUUACCCGCCCACACGGCAACUCCGGCGUCGUCAAGUCCAAGUUCAGGUCGAACCUCCCACCCCGUGCAUUCGGCGCACCAGUCCGCGUUAUGCUGUACCCUUCGACGAUCUAGAGUCCUUUGCCGGAUAGCUAUCUCUGGGUCACCUUUUUCUCUCCUCACGUACCGUGUAUAACACGACCACGUUUCCCUACUGCACCACAGCGUAUGCCACUCUACUCCCAAGCUACUACAGUUGUAUGCGCAUGCACAAUCGAGAUUUUUGCAACGGC
Molecule: messenger RNA, 536 nt
Organism: Coniophora puteana RWD-64-598 SS2
Lineage: Eukaryota; Fungi; Basidiomycota; Agaricomycetes; Boletales; Coniophoraceae
Product: ribosomal protein L35Ae
Exons: 5
Coding region: 58-378 (106 amino acids)
Biological process (GO): cytoplasmic translation; ribosomal large subunit biogenesis
Cellular component (GO): ribosome; cytosolic large ribosomal subunit
Molecular function (GO): structural constituent of ribosome
Source: RefSeq, a predicted model, not a curated record